GCACUCCGCUCUGCCUGUGGGUCGCAGGGAGUAUUUGGUCUGGAAGUUCCCAUGAUUCAGUCCAGCCAAGGAGAGUCGUCAUUUCUCACAACAUGGAUAAAGCACUGAAAGAAGUGUUUGACUACAGCUAUAGAGAUUACAUCCUGUCCUGGUAUGGGCAACUCAGCAGAGAUGAAGGACAGCUGUACCAGCUGCUAUCUGAAGACUUCUGGGAGAUUGCCAAGCAGCUGCGACAGAGGCUGAGUCACAUUGAUGUAGUUAAAGUUGUCUGCAAUGAUGUAGUGAAAACUUUACUCUCGCACUUCUGUGACCUUAAAGGAGCCAAUGCCAGACAAGAAGAUAUUCUCUCUCUUUCCCCCCCCCCCCCUUCUUUUUUGCUGCACCCAUGCUUGAGGAGCUCUGAUGAAGAAGUAAGAUUCCUGCAAAAAUGUUCUCAAAUUCUGGUGUAUUGUCUCCUACCCUCAAAGGAUGUCCAGUCUGUCAGCUUGCGCAUAGUCCUUGCAGAAAUACUUGCAACAAAAGUAUUGAAACCAGUGGUGGAACUGCUGAGUGAUCCAGAUUAUAUUAACCGAACGCUACUCAGCCAGCUGGAGUACAGAGAACAGAUGAAUGAGCAUCAGAAGAAAGACUACACAUAUGCUCCUUCUUAUGAGGAGUUCAUCAAGCUCAUUAACAGCAGCUCCGAUGUUGAGUUCCUGAAACAACUGAGGUAUCAGAUUGUAGUGGAAAUAGUUCAGGCAACCACAAUCAGCAAUAUUCCCCAAGUGAAGAGGCAGAAAGAUUCAAAAGGAAAAGAAACUGCAGCGAUGAAAGCUGACUUACUGAGGGCUCGCAAUGUGAAGAGAUAUAUUAAUCAGCUGACAGUGGCAAAGAAGCAAUGUGAGAAGAGAAUAAAGCUCCUGGGAGGGCCUGCUUAUGAUCAGCAGGAAGAUGGCAUUUCUGAUGAAGGUGAUGGCCCUCAGAGUCAAAAGAUUCUUCAGUUUGAAGAAAUUUUGGCCAACCCUUCAUAUCGAGAGCAAUUCCGAAUCUACAUGGAAAGGAUGGACAAAAUGGCUUUGAUUGGUCUUUGGGAGUCUGUGGAGUAUCUGAAGAAUGCUAACAAGGCUGAAAUACCUCAACUGGUGAGUGAAAUUUAUCAGAAUUUUUUUGUGGAAAACAGAGAAAUACCUGUGGAAAAAUCCCUUUAUAAAGAAAUACAACAGAGUCUCGUGGGAAAUAAAGGAAUUGAAGUAUUCUACAGAAUUCAGGCAGAUGUUUACGAAACUCUGAAGGACAGAUACUACCCCUCAUUCAUUGUCAGUGAUUUAUACGAGAGAUCAGUCAAGAAGGAAGAUGAAAGAAGUUGUGCUCAGCUAACUUCUGAGGACAAAGAUGAAGUGAGCCAAGGUUGUGAAGAAGCUACUGAAGAAUGCAGCACAAGAAUUAAUGAACAGGCCAGUUAUGCUGUAAAUAAACUUCGCCAGCUAAAUGACAAGCUUGAGUAUAAGAAACAAGCUCUAAAUUCCUUAUGUAAUUCACCAAAACCUGACAAAAAGAUUGUUUCUAAGCUGAAGGAUGAAAUUACUCUGAUGGAGAGAGAGCACAAUGACCUUCAGCUGCACAUUGCAAGAACAGACUGGUGGUGUGAGAAUCUUGGCAUGUGGAGAGCCUUCAUUGUCUCAGGCGAGGUUUUAGAAGAGAAUGGAGAACAAGUGCCCUGUUACUCUGUCAUGGUGAGUUUACAAGAAGUUGGUGGGGCUGAAACUAAGAACUGGACUGUUCCCAGGAAACUCAGUGAGUUUCAGAACCUACACCGGAAACUCAGUGAGUGUUUUCCAUCAUUAAAGAAAGUUCAGUUGCCUUCUCUCAGCAAGCUGCCCUUCAAAUCCAUAGACCAGAAAUUCAUGGAGAAAUCCAAGAACCAGCUUAAUAACUUUCUGCAGAAAUUGCUCUCUGAUGAAAGACUCUGCCAGAGUGAAGCACUUUACGCCUUCUUGAGCCCUUCCCCAGAGCACCUCAAAGUUAUUGAUGUGCAAGGAAAGAAGUCCUCUUUUUCUCUCUCCUCAUUUCUAGAACGACUUCCUGGUGAUUUGUUUUCUCAUCAGGAGGAAGAAACAGAAGAGGACAGUGACCUGUCGGACUCUGGAGAGGAGGUGGAUGGGAAAAGGGACUCUCUUGCUGAACCAUGUUUCAUGUUGAUUGGAGAGAUUUUUGAGCUGCGAGGAAUGUUCAAGUGGGUUAGAAAAACUUUAAUUGCACUAGUACAAGUCACUUUUGGAAGAACUAUCAACAAGCAAAUCCGUGACACUGUACACUGGAUGUUCAGUGAACCAAUGCUUGUUUACUAUAUUGGUGUGUUUCGAGAUGCUUUUUGGCCAAAUGGAAAGUUAGCACCACCACCGAGAGCUAAGAGCGAUGAACAAAAGCAAGAGACAAAACAGAGAGCACAGCAGAAACUACUUGAAAACAUUCCAGAUGCUCUGCAGAGUCUCGUUGGACAACAAAAUGCCCGUCAUGGUGUAGUGAAAGUGUUCAAUGCCUUGCAAGAAAGAAAGGCUAACAAGCAUCUACUCUAUGUUUUGCUGGAACUGCUGCUAACUGAAGUGUGUCCUGAGCUAAGAGCUCAUUUAGAGCAGCUUAAUGCCACUUAGGUUUGAAUCUGCACAAUUGGACCACUAGCGAAAUGUCUAUGUCCAAUAAUAGACAUGAAACUUAUUUUCCUCUUUUCCAUAGAGGGCUGAGGACUAUGAUUAUUUUUAGCAUUUUUCUUUCCUCUUGAGUUUUUUGUGAAGUAAACAGACUUGAAAAGAUCUGAUGCUGUAGUAGGGUAGACAAAACAAUGCUGUAUAGUUGCCAAUUUUUAUUUAAAUUGUUCUAUUUGACUACUCUUCUGUUUCAGAUAUAGAUUGAAAAAUAAAUGUUCAUAUAAGCUGAAAGAAACCAGAAAAUAUUUUAAACAUUUAUGAAAAGAAAUUUUGCUUAUAGUGGUAAACUAAUGAAUGUUGUACAGAUCUAAUCUCCUCACUGAGGAUUUGAGCAUUCCUUUUUUCUUGUGUAUUGAAAAAGCCUUGUUGUGCAAUACUACAUGUAAAGCUAUUGUGAAAAUUUUAUCAAUUUUGUUUUUACCAAAGACUUCCUGUAGUUUGAAGCAUUUGUAAGCAAUAAAUAACACAACUGGAUUGCAGUACAUGGUAACGAGGCUGUACUGACAACUAAUGAAUGAGUUUGACAGCACUAGUUUCAUAAGGAAUAUUUACAUUACUUUGAAGUCUGUGUCAAAAAUGUGUUGUAAACUGGUAUGUCCUAACAGAAUGCCUGUGUUAAAUGUUAGUUCAGAGAUUAGUGCUUAUGAAUUGCUUCUAUGAAUGAUUAAGUAGACAAUUAAACCAUUCUAAUAACUUCCCUGAUAUUACUCAGGGCUCUUUUAUUCAAGUACCCCAAUUUCCAACAACCUUCAAAUCUUUCCCUUAUUUUGUACAAGGAAGGAAAACUAUGUCUUCAGUGUUUUUUUAAUUUAUGUAAAAAUAUGUAAAUAUGGUCUUAAUGCACAUCUAAAUAAUUAAACAUCAUCAAAAAUCCCUAGGUGACACUCAUUACUUUCUUUUAAAUUCACUACAGUUGUGCUCUUAGAAAAGCUGCUUGCAGUUAAGACUGGCUAUAUUGUAAAGUACAUAAAAUCCAUAUGCUACAUUUAAAUCAAUGUUUUUAGUAACUUCUAGCCUUCUGUUCCAAGAGUUUCAAUAAAGUUUUCAAGUCACAGCACAGUCCUAAGAAGCAAGCCACAUUCUGUAUGUACAGUUUGACAACCGAAUAGGUAUUUAGAUGUGUGCAAGCUUACCAUAGCAAUUGGUAAAAUUUACUAGUGGUUAAUCAAAGGAUCUUUUAAUAAAAGAUUGAGCAUAACAUUGCUUAGGCAUAUGCACUCUGAGCCAAGAGGUUUUUGACCAUUUCUAGUAUGAACAGAGGCAGCGUAAGUGCAGUAUGAAGGAUUGAGAACAGGUGCCGUGCAGAGAACAUAUAUAUUGAAUGUUUUCAUACUAAAGUCUUUUUUCCUCGUAGUUCUGUAAGUAGUAUUUUCUAGUUUUAGACAUUGACGUGGUUUGUACUAUAUAGCUUAGUGUCAUACAGGCCAAUUUCCAACUUUGAAUCUUUUCAGUUCAAGAGUAAAAUGUGUUAAAACAUGUCAGUAGAUCUAGAUGCAUUAGAAAAACACACAAAAGAAAGUACAUGCACCACUAAAGUAAGAUUUAAAAAUGGUCAUGCCCUGUGAAUGGGUUGUAUGUGAAAACUAGACAAGUUUGGGCCCAAGCUUUUUCGACUAUUAAAAUGUAAUGUUUAAAUACUAAAAAUGCAGGAAAAGAAACAACCAUUUUAAUUUGGUUUUGGUUUGAUUCAUGUGCUAUAUAGCAGUAUGACAUGAAGACACAGGACAUCUGUCCCAGUAAAAUAUCCUUAAUAAACCUUAAGCCUUCAAUACCAUUUUAAAAAGUCUGCCUUUGCUUCAUCUCAGUUAAAGAAUGAGUGUGAGCUUUUUGCUUUUUUUUUUUUUU
Molecule: messenger RNA, 4529 nt
Organism: Athene cunicularia (burrowing owl)
Lineage: Eukaryota; Metazoa; Chordata; Aves; Strigiformes; Strigidae
Gene: SNX25
Product: sorting nexin 25
Exons: 20
Coding region: 93-2630 (845 amino acids)
Cellular component (GO): intracellular membrane-bounded organelle; early endosome membrane
Molecular function (GO): phosphatidylinositol binding
Source: RefSeq, a predicted model, not a curated record